GGCAGCCUCACGCUCGUCCCCACCGCUUCCGGCCGCGCAGGCGUCCUGGGAUGCGAGCCGGAGUCGGUGGUCGCCAGGUCACCUGUUACUGACAAGGCUUCCUUGUAGCAGGCUCUGCCUCCUCAGGUUCAGCUGCUGUCCGGUAGUGCCAACCGCUGGAGACCAAGUCUUCAAUGAAUGGGCCUUUGGAGGGUACUCGCCCAGACCACGGGGGACUGAACGUGCAUAUAUGGGGCCGGAGAGUGAAUAGUGUGGGCAUUUUGUUAAAGAAGAAAGAUCCUGUCUGCUGCGUGGAGAAUGGAUUGGAACACAGAAAGACCAUGCAGGAAUCAGCUAUAGAAGGCCGGUGUGCUGUGUGAGUACAGAAUCUCCUGAGGCCAGAAGACACCAUCAGACCUGCUGGGACUGGAGUCAUAGAGGCUGUGAGCUGCCAUGUGGGACCAAGCAGGUCACUGAGGGGCGCAGGCGUGUGGAUGGCGACCCUGCUGGGAGAAAAAAGAGACUGCCGAAGAGACUGACAUGGGACAGCAACAUGGAACCAGGAAUGGUCUCACCCACAGAGAGGUCCCCCGGGGCGUGGGGCUGCUGCUCGCCAUGGCCCUUAUGAAUGUGGUCCUCUACCUCUGCCUCGAUCAGCUUUUCAUCUCCCCUGGACGAUCCACGGAGGAUUCCAGGCGCUGUCCUCCGGGAUACUUCAGAAUGGGACGGAUGAGAAACUGCUCGCGCUGGUUGUCCUGUGAGGAGCUGAGGACAGAAGUCAGGCAGCUGAAGCGCGUUGGGGAAGGAGCCGUGAAGAGAGUCUUUCUGUCUGAAUGGAAGGAACACAAAGUCGCUCUCUCCCGGCUCACCAGGCAGGAGAUGAAGGCUGACUUCCUGCAUGGACUGCAGAUGCUGAAGUCUCUACAGAGCGAGCACGUGGUCACGCUGGUGGGCUACUGUGAGGAAGAUGGCACUAUUCUCACCGAAUAUCACCCCUUAGGCUCCUUGACCAACCUGGAAGAAACGCUAAACCUUUCAAAGUACCAAGACGUGAACACUUGGCAGCACAGGCUGCAGCUAGCCAUGGAGUACGUCAGCAUCAUUAACUACCUGCACCACAGCCCCCUGGGCAUGAGGGUCAUGUGUGACUCUAACGACCUGCCCAAAACACUGUCCCAGUACCUGCUGACAAGUAACUUCAGCAUUGUGGCAAACGACCUGGAUGCGCUGCCCCUGGUGGACCACGACUCUAGAGUACUUGUAAAGUGUGGCCACAGGGAGCUCCAUGGGGAUUUCGUGGCUCCGGAGCAGCUGUGGCCCUAUGGAGAAGAGACAGCCUUCCAAGAUGAUCUCAUGCCUGCCUACGAUGAGAAGAUUGACAUCUGGAAGAUUCCAGAUGUCUCCAGUUUCCUUCUGGGGCACGUGGAAGGGAGUGAUAUGGUUAGAUUCCAUUUGUUUGAUAUCCAUAAGGCGUGUAAGAGCCAGAUCCCUGCAGAAAGACCCACUGCUCAGAACGUUUUAGACGCUUACCAAAAGGUUUUCCAUUCACUCCGGGACACUGUGAUGUCGCAGACAAAAGAAAUGCUGUAAAAAAAAAAAAAAAAAAAAAAAAAAAAAAUGGGCCAUUGAGUGAUGUGCUUUAUGGUGGAAUGGCAUCCUCGCUGUUCUCUUGAUGAUGGAGGGGCUUCAGAUGGAUGGAUGUUGACCCUGGCUCUUCAGCCACGUAGGCCCUCCUCUACAUCUGCCUGCACAUUUGAGUGUUCUGCUCUCCUGGCAGCCUGGAUAGAAGCUGGCAGUCAAGAAGGCCUUGCUUCACGAUGCUUCCUGGUGAAGAUGCAGAGGAUUCUGGGUGUGCACAAGUUAAAAGGAAUGAUCAAAUGGUAACCUUGAAGACACGCUGCCUGCCCUGGUAACCGUUCUUAUAGACUAGGAGCAAACACAAAUCCUUUCAGUGACCAUUUGUUAAAAAACAAACAAACAAACAAACAAAAACAACCCACUAGUUCCCCAAAGACAAUUUCUCCUAACUUAAAAAGCCCCAUUGGAAGCUGGGGAUGUUUUAACUCAGUGGCAGGGCACUUGCCUGGUUAUAUACAGAGCCUUGGAUCUGACCCGAAGUAUGUGCUUACAUACUCAUGCUCAAAGAAAACCCUGGAUGCCAGAAGUGCCCCCCCUUUCUUGUCAGUGAGUCGUUGCCAGUGUUGGAGAUGACUUUCUAUGGCGUUUGUGCCAACUCCUGUCCCUGAGCCAAGUGUUUAUGGUCUUUAGCUACUUUGUGGGUUCUUCAUUCUUCCACCCUGUUUUUCCCCUUCCACUGCCUAACACUUAAUAGGAGAGAGGAGAGAGAGAAAGGAAAGUGGGGGACGUUAUUGUCAGACUACUUCCUGCUGACUAGGGGGCAUCGAGCUCCUGGGAGCAAUGAUCUUUGCUGUCGGGAUAUCUAGUUUCUUCUUUGCGUGUGACCGCUUCACAAACAGCGACCAACAGCAAACAAACAAACCACCCGUCUCUGGGGGGGUGGGGGCCUAGCAUUUAUAUACCUAUGAAAAGUCCCCAGAAUUCCAAACGUCACACAAUCACAGAAGCUAUCCACCUCUGGCAAAACAACACCCCCGCUAGAGCAUGAGACAAAUCAUAAUCAGCUGCCGUGGACAAUCUGAAGCAGCCCUAUAUCCCACACCUGGGAUUAAAACGAAAACACGUUCUUAUCUGUUUUUUCUUUUUUUCUUUUUUUUAAGUAACCAAAGUGUGCCAUGAUAGCAUGCUCUUGUGAUUGUAAAUGUCUAGAAAUGUUUGGAACAGCAAGUUGAAAGAGCUCUCUUACCUGCCUUGGAUGGUGCUUUGAAAUUCCUGCUGACCUGGAGUUUGUGUGUGAAUAUUUUUAUCCAGGGUCCCUCUGUUCUAGAAAGUACUAAGUCUACUCUGGGCUUGCAUGACUGGACAUUUUAAAACAUUGUGGAGCCAGGAAUGAUGGUGCCCACCUGUAAUUCCAGCACCUGGGAGACAGGAGGAACCAGGAGUUCAGGGUUAUCCUGGGCUAUAUACCGUGACCCUGUCCACCCCCACCCCCAAUUAAAA
Mastomys coucha (southern multimammate mouse) is the source of this 3057-nucleotide messenger RNA. It is a transcript of the gene Pomk, whose product is annotated as protein O-mannose kinase. The transcript has 6 exons. Gene Ontology annotation, molecular function: ATP binding; carbohydrate kinase activity; protein kinase activity. Gene Ontology annotation, cellular component: endoplasmic reticulum membrane. Gene Ontology annotation, biological process: protein phosphorylation; protein O-linked glycosylation; carbohydrate phosphorylation. NCBI's taxonomy places the organism in Eukaryota, Metazoa, Chordata, Mammalia, Rodentia, Muridae. The record is from RefSeq and is a predicted model, not a curated record. The coding region runs from base 520 to 1569 and encodes 349 amino acids.